AUGGCCGUCUUUGCCGACAUCGACCUCCCCUCCAUGCCCUCACCCAUCAAAGCCUUUGACUUUGACUCGCCCAUGGCCACCCUGGACGACUCGAACGUCUCGCUCACUCGCCAUCUGAAUCUGCAGGAUACGUUGAAGAACCUGCAGCAGCAGGUGCAGGCGUACAAGGCCGGGACCAAGAACAUGGUCAAAGCGGCCAAGGCGCUCGAGGCUGACAACUCGAAGCUCCGGUCAAAGUAUGCGGCCAAGAAGCGCGAGCUUCGGCGGCUGCUGGGCAAGCUCAACGAGCGCGAGGCCGAACUGGGCACACUCCGCAAGAAGGUGGUCGACCUGGAGGCCGUCCUUGCUGCCGAUGCCGACGCCGAUGAGACCGAAACCGAGUCGGCCGAUGAGUCUGGCGACGGCUCGGCCAUUUUGGUUACGCCGCCGAUCGAGGUAGCAGCCGAGCUGGCGAGCGCCCUGGAGGCCCGGGAUGCUGCCGAGGCUGAGCUAGCAGCGAUCAAGGCACAGCUUGCCGAGGCCGAGACGACCGCCGGCGAACUGGCUGCCGAGGUUGCGGCGCGUGAGGCGCUGGAGCACCAGCUCGCACAGGAGCAGCGCAAGGUGUACUCGAUGUCGCGCAACUCGUGCCUUCUCUCCGACCAGCUGAGCGCGGCCAAGGCCGAGAUUGCAUCGCAGUCGCAGCUGCUGGAGAACAUCCGCAGUCGUGAGGGUGAGGACGACGGGGCUGGGCGGGCGGUGGCGCUGGCCGAGGCCGAGGCCAAGGUUGCCGAGCUCAGUGCGCAGCUUGAGGCAACCACUGCUGACGCCGGCGCGCUUGCCGAGCGGCUGGCCGAGACUCAGAAGCAGCUGGCUGCCGCCGAGGAUGCCGCUGCCGAGUUCUCCAUUCAGCUCGCGCUUCCCAACAAGGAGCAGAGCGAGCAGAUUGCGUCGCUGGAGGACACGUUGUCGCGGACGUCUGCCGAGCUCGAGGCGACCCACGACGCGCUUGCAGCUUCGGAACUGCGAGCCUCCAAGCUCGAGGGCGAGCUGGAGCUUGUCAUCACCCGCAUCCGCGACCUGCACGACGAGCAGGCCUCCAUGGAGCGCGAGUUUGCCUUUACCGAGGCCGAGCACCUGGCGGCGGUGGUCAGCGCCGACUCGGCCGGGUUUAUCCGCGGCGCGCUUGUGGCGUCGUCGCUCACUACCAUCGUCGCAUCCGCUGUCGCCGCGCUGUUCUUCUUCCGCCGCCGGCGCGCCUAG
Molecule: messenger RNA, 1242 nt
Organism: Thecamonas trahens ATCC 50062
Lineage: Eukaryota; Apusomonadida; Apusomonadidae
Exons: 2
Coding region: 1-1242 (413 amino acids)
Source: RefSeq, a predicted model, not a curated record